AUGGGGUGUGAGGAAUUUGAACAAAUACCUGGCACUGGCAUGCCAAAAGAAGGUAGCGAUCUGGAGCCACUGGCCUGGCUCCGAGGCCAAAGACCGACUGUGGAUUAUAGACUGCAGACUGAAUUGAACGCUCGGCUGCCGCUGAAUUAUGGACGCUCGUCCGGUGUGACAAGGUCAGCCCUGGUGCGCUGCUGCGCACGCUUGUUGGAUCCACAGUUCUACUUUCGGCUUCUUAAAUCAUCAGAUAGACAUGGAGCUGUUGACUGUGUGACUCAUUUCUUUGUCCAGGUUUUUAGAAAAUCCGAUAACUCAGGGAAUGGAUUGAAUUACCAAAUUCUGUCUUUCCUCCACUCAUAUGUCUUCGUGCAUCAAAACCUAGUGUGUUGGCUGCACUCGCUUCAAGUCAAGAUGAAUCCUUAUGAGGCCAUUCACUUCAGGAGGGAACUCUUUCCACAUUUCUACUUGUUGUAG
This is a messenger RNA of Knipowitschia caucasica, 471 nucleotides long. NCBI's taxonomy places the organism in Eukaryota, Metazoa, Chordata, Actinopteri, Gobiiformes, Gobiidae. The record is from the annotation of a GenBank genome assembly.